UGCAGGUUAAAUUUCCGUCCUCCAGUCCAGCGGGUGGCGCUGUGCUUCUUGUCUCCGUUCCGUCUGUUACCAGUGUAAAAGAAGAAGGAGGCCUAUUUUAAUUUCUCGUCUUCUGGUUGUUAAGUCGCAGAAAGUCGCUGGUUUGACAUCGAGCUCAUGUCGAAGGACGCCCGGCACGAUGGUCGCCGGCGCGGCGCUGGUCAGCAACACCGGCUCGGACUGAGGGCGGGUCCGAGCGUGGACGGGAGAGACAGGUCGGGCAGUAACAGCUCCGGAUCUUCUCACGGAGGAGGGAAAAGCAGGAAUACGCCCAUCAACAUCGCACUAAAGGCCUCUUUCCAGCGGUCCAACAGUCAUGACAAGGUGAGGAAGAUUGUGGCAGAGGAAGGGCGUGCUGCUCGCAACCUUAUUGCCUGGAGUGUCCCGGUGGAGAACAAGGAGGAAGAGGGUAAAUCAAAACAUCACAUUAACAGCAACGCACGAGCUCAGCGAAUCAAUGCAGGACUCCAGAGGAAUAAAAAACAGAACACAGCCCUGGACUGUAAACUCGCACCUGGGUCGAUUUUGGACAAAGGAGCCGAGAAGAGCCCCACCAAAACCAGACAGCCACGGAAAGUGGACCUCAGAGCACGAUAUUGGGCCUUCCUGUUCGAUAACCUGCGCAGGGCGGUGGACGAGAUUUACGUCACCUGCGAAUCUGACCAGAGUGUUGUGGAGUGUAAGGAGGUGCUGAUGAUGUUGGAUAACUACGUCAGAGAUUUCAAAGCUCUGAUCGAUUGGAUCCAACUCCAAGAGAAGCUGGAAAAAACAGAUGCUCAGAACAGGCCUACAUCUUUGGCCUGGGAAGUUCGAAAGAUGUCACCAGGACGGCAUGUGAUGUCAAGCCCAUCAUCAGAGCGGAUUGUUCCAUCACCUGGCGUUCGCCGUGCACUCAAUUUUGGUGGUCCUCCACCCACCCUGGCCGUGGCACGUCUUUCCCACACUGGACCCAGUUGGGCCGAUCGAGUCAAGUCGUCCCAGUCACUUCCGGUCCCCAGUCAAAACAGCAACAUCCCUACUGAAAAACCAGCCAAAAAAGAUGCAGAGGGCUGGGAGACGGUGCAGCGUGGGCGCUCAAUGAGACCUCGCUCCAUUGCUAUGGUGGCCAAGGUUACCCCCGUACUGGCCAAAGUGAGCCCCAAAGAUGACAGCAACAAGGAGAACCAGCAGCUUCAGCCAUCACCCCCGGACAAACCUCUGGAGGUGGGGAAACAAGAGCAACCUCUUCCCCAGGAGCAGAGCCAGGAGGAGGAGAAGACCCCCAUCAUCGAGCCCCAAGCAGAAAAUGUUGAAGAGCCAGAGCAGAGCAACAGCACCCCCUCCGAGGACACGUCACCCCCCGUGUCCGACCCCACGCCACCCCCUACUACUCUUCCUCUGCAGGUCCAAAGCACGGUUCUUGCCUCCGCUCCAGAUCCUACUCCCCCAGUCAAUUCCCAACCAGAGGAGGCAGGCACUGGCCAGGCUGGAGGGGAAGAGGGGAUGGAGGGGUUGUCGUGGAAGGUCACGGCACCAUUGGAAGAGGCAGCGGCAGUGGUCCACGUUCCCCUGGCAGUGAAACUGGAGAGCAUGCUGGACCCCACAGAACUUUCCACCCCCCAGUCUAUGGCUGAGGUCCUUGCUAAGAAGGAGGAACUGGCCGAUCGCCUGGAAAAAGCCAACGAAGAGGCGAUCGCAAGUGCCAUCGCUGAGGAAGAACAGCUGACGCGGGAGAUCCAGGCGGAAAACAACAAACUGGAGACGGAAAACGAAUGUGACUUCUCGGCAAGUAUUGGAAGUGGAAGUUGUGGCCUGAACUUGGACUGGAGCGAGAUGCUAGCUGAUUAUGAUGCUCGGGAACCUUGGCGUCAGAGCACCUCGUGGGGUGACAUAGUGGAAGAAGAGCCAGCACGCCCGCCCGGCCACGGCAUUCACAUGCAUGAGAAACUCUCUUCUCCUUCACGCAAACGAACCAUUGCGGAGUCGAAGAAAAAACAUGAAGAAAAGCAACUGAAAGCCCAGCAGCUCCGAGACAAGCUCAGAGAGGAGAAGACGCACAAACUGCAGAAACUUAUGGAAAGAGAGAAAGAAGUGAGGAAAUGGAAAGAGGAGCUGUUGGAUCAGAGGAGAAAGAUGAUGGAUGAAAAGCUGCUUCAUGCCGAAUUCAAGCGAGAGCUUCAGCUCCAGGCAAUUGUGAAGAAAGCACAAGAGGAGGAAGCAAAGGUAAAUGAGAUCGCUUUUAUCAACACUCUCGAAGCACAGAAUAAGAGGCAUGAUGUGCUGGCUAAGCUAAACGAAUACGAACAACGACUCAAUGAGCUACAGGAGGAACGUCAGCGGAGACAGGAGGAAAAACAGGCCAGGGAUGAAGCCGUCCAGGAGCGCAAGCGGGCUCUGGAAGCGGAGCGGCAGGCCCGUGUGGAGGAGCUUCUGAUGAGGAGGCGAGAACAGGAGGCGAGAAUCGAACAGCAGCGGCAAGAAAAGGAGCGAGCGAGGGAAGAUGCUGCGCGGGAGAGAGCCAGAGACCGUGAAGAGCGUCUGGCUGCUCUCAGUGCAGCUCAACAGGAGGCCAUGGAGGAACUACAGAAAAAAAUCCAGAUGAAGCAUGAUGAGAGCAGCCGUAGACACAUGGAACAGAUCGAGCAGAGGAAAGAGAAGGCAGCUGAGCUGAGCAGCGGCAGACACGCUAACACAGACUACGCACCCAAACUCACACCUUACGAACGGAAGAAACAAUGCUCGCUCUGUAACGUUGUGAUCACCUCUGAAGUCCACCUGUUCAGUCACAUUAAGGGGAAGGGGCACCAGCAGGCGGUUCGAGACAGCAGCAGCAUUCAGGGGCGGGAGCUCUCUGAUGAGGAGGUGGAACACCUGUCUUUGAAGAAAUACAUUGUUGACAUAGUGACGGACAGCAGUGUGCCCAUCGACAACGCCAAAGAUGGAGAAGAGAGGCAGAAAGCUCGGAAAAAGGCCAAGAAACUGCGAGCUCGCAUGAACUCAAGGGCCAAGGAGUAUGAGACGUGCAUGGAGGCUAAGACGCAGGUCUCUGAUUCUCCUUACAAGGCGAAGCUUCAGCGCUCAGUGAAGGAUCUUUUGAAACAGCUGCAGGGACAAGACAGUGGCCAGUGGGCCAGUAACAAAGUGUCCGGCCUGGACAGAACCCUGGGAGAAAUCUCACGCAUUUUAGAGAAACAGAAUAACGCUGAUCAGGUAGCGUUUCAGGUAGGAGGGGGGUUGUCUGCUCUGGAACAGAUCCUACAGGUUAUCACCACCGUUUCCAAUCCCACCACGGUCCCCCGUAUUCCUCUCAAGUCCCUCUGCACUGCCAUGAACACGUAUUACCUGUCCUGUGCACACUGCCACAUCAACUGUUCCUAUGUACUUUACAGCAACAAAAUCACCUUUCUCAUGGAUCUACUGCUUCAUCAGUUAACGCUGUAUGUGCCGGAUGAGGACAAGACCAUCUUUGGUCGUAGCGUGAAUAAACAGAUCUAUGAGGGUUUGGUGACUGCUCUUCUGCAGACGGUCGCUACAGUCCUGGGCCAGCUGCGGCUGCCGAAUUUCGACGGAGAUGCACGAAUUUGCAGUCCGGAUACCAAGAGCAAACCGGUCGCUAGUGAGAACUUCAAUACACGUGUACAUGAUCUCAUCAGCUAUGUGGUGAACAUGGGCUUGAUCGACAAGCUGUACGGCUGUUUCUUGUCCGUCCAAGGACCAAUUGAUGAGAUUCCCAAGAUGGCCGCCUUUCUGGAACAAGCCACAGCUUUUCUUCAUGGGAUGUGUAAGCUGUGUUUUACUGUAACUAGUCGUUCCCUGAGUGUCUUCGACAACAAACGUCAAGAUCCCACCGGCUUGUCGGCCCUCCUGCAGAGCACCGACCUGGUGGGCGUCCUUCACAUGCUGUACUGCAUCCUGCUGCACAGUGCCCCACCUGAACCUCUCUCUGGUGGACCCGAGGGCCCCCAGGGACCUUAUAGCCCCUCUGUCAUCCAGGUGGCCCUCCAGGGGCUGCGCUUCCUCAACACCUUUGCCCUGCUGGACCUCUCAGCCUUUCAGUCUGUUUUAGGAGCGGAGGGUCUCUCUCUGGCCUACAGACACAUUGUGAGCUCUCUACUUUGGUUCUGCUCUCAACACAGCUCUGAAGAUCUUCUCCAUGAACUUAUCAUCUGUGUGGGUUACUUCACGGUCAACCACCCAGACAAUCAGGUGAUCGUGCAGUCUGGCCGGCAGCCCAGCGUGCUGCAGAAACUGUGUCAGCUGCCGUUCCAGUAUUUCAGCCACCCGCGACUCAUCCGAGUGCUCUUCCCAUCGCUUAUCUGCGCAUGCUACAAUAACCUGCAGAACAAAGUCAUCCUGCAACAAGAAAUGAGCUGUGUGCUGCUGGCCACUUUUAUACAGGACUGUGCCACCAGCGACAGCCAAUCGGACAGCAGGGCUUCACAACCAGUUACAAAGCUCUAUCUUUCUCCAUCAGACAAGGGCUGGGCUCCUCUGGACUACUGCGACCUCUCCAACCGAUUCCCAAGAGAUCAAUGGGACGCCGCACUACAGUUCUUCCUCAAGAAGCAGGAGGAGUGAGAUAGGUAGUAAACCCUGCAAUACAAAAAGUGUACUGGAAGGGAUUCAUGGCACAAACAAAAAAUCUUGUAAUCAGACUAACCAAUAACUUUAGUUUGGGCUAAAAUAAAUCUUUAGUCUGAUAUGCGGAUACUGCACAUAAAUAUCGUUUCACUUUAAAGAACUUCAACUGACCAUUUGCGCAAAUACUUAUGAGCAAUAGACCAUGUUUACAAAUAGAUGGUGUUUUUUUUGCCUUCGUGAUGAUAAUGAAGAGAUGUACAGCAUGAAAAUCUUUCUAAACUUUCGAUUUUGACUUUUGUGGGUGUGUGAUUGUUGUAUUGUUUUGUAAAUAAAUAAAAAAAGCAUUCGGACAGUGACGUACAGUAGAAUAAACAUAAGCUCUUAUUUAAUUUAUAUACUGUAGAAUGACGAGUUACCUCAUCUGUUAAAAUGCAUAGAAAGGAAAACGAUGUCCUGUUGCUGACAUAUUAUUCUUUUUGUUAAAUAUGUUUGGUUGUUGUUUAGUUUCUUUCCUUUGUUUUUAUACUCUAAUUUAUACACCCUAAAAAUAUAUUCAGCACACUUUUUGCUCCUUUAUAGACGUGUUUGUGUCUGAGCAUUGAAGCACUUAAAAAGAGUUUGAUUGGAGAAAACUGUGUAUGUCCCUUGACAACUUUAAUAAAAUAUUUAAUAAUGCA
Molecule: messenger RNA, 5276 nt
Organism: Paramisgurnus dabryanus
Lineage: Eukaryota; Metazoa; Chordata; Actinopteri; Cypriniformes; Cobitidae
Gene: scaper
Product: S-phase cyclin A-associated protein in the ER
Molecular function (GO): zinc ion binding; nucleic acid binding
Source: RefSeq, a predicted model, not a curated record